This is a messenger RNA of Anopheles bellator, 3089 nucleotides long. Its product is annotated as transmembrane protease serine 9-like. Bases 75 to 3089 code for a protein of 1004 amino acids. The record is from RefSeq and is a predicted model, not a curated record. Lineage: Eukaryota; Metazoa; Arthropoda; Insecta; Diptera; Culicidae. Gene Ontology annotation, biological process: proteolysis. The transcript is spliced from 10 exons. Gene Ontology annotation, molecular function: serine-type endopeptidase activity.
UGCUGUGGCACGCAGUCCUGUGUCGACGGUGGCAAGAAGCAGAUCGGAUACGAUCUUCGAAACCCAGCGGAACAAUGUCUCGGCGAGGCGCAGCGGGAGCCCCCUGGGUUCGAUUAGUACUCUGUGUGGCAGUAGUACAGGGCGGCCUGGCACUAGAACUGGACCAAUCGUGUGUGAAUCCGGACGGUGAAGCGGGAACCUGUAUCCUGUUCCGCGAGUGUCAACCGUUACUCACUAUUUACAACAAACCGAUCAAUACGCCCGACGAUACGGAGUUUCUGCAAGCGAGCCGAUGUGGUGUAUCGCAAGGCAAACCGCUGGUGUGCUGUGCAGGAGUGGUAAAAACGGCCCCCAGCCUGCCGGAACCCCCGUACUGUGGUGUGCAGCUGUCCGAUCGGGUGUACGGUGGGCAACCGACCAAAAUUGACGAGUUUCCCUGGACGGCGCUGAUUGAGUACGAAAAGCCGAACGGUCGUUUCGGUUUCCACUGCGGAGGCUCGCUGAUCAACAAGCAGUACAUCGUGACGGCAGCUCACUGUAUAGUUUCGAUUCCGAAAACCUGGAAGGUUCACCGGGUUCGGCUGGGCGAAUGGGAUCUGAGUUCAUCGGCCGAUUGUGAGGACGAUUUCUGCUCCACGUCACCGAUCGAUCUGGACAUCGAGAAGAUUAUCGUACACCCGGGAUACGAUACGCGGGACCAGAGUCACAUCAACGAUAUCGCGCUGAUUCGUUUCACCCGACAAGUGGAGUACACGGAGCUGGUGCGACCAAUCUGUCUGCCGCUAUCGGAAGCGGUUCGCUCCCGGAGCCACGUGGGACUGUCGAGCUUUGCUGCCGGCUGGGGUAAAACGGAGACGGCUUCCGCCAGCGACAAGAAGCUGAAGGUCGAACUGAACAUCAAGAGCUUGGACGAGUGCGCACUGACUUACCGGCGGAGCGGUAUCAAUCUUCAGUCGACGCAGAUGUGUGCCGGAGGAGUGCGUGGCCAGGAUACGUGCAGUGGUGACUCCGGUGGGCCGCUGAUGCGACAGCUGACCGGCACCUGGUACCUGCUCGGUGUGGUUAGCUUCGGACCGCAAAAGUGCGGCUCGGCGGGAGUGCCCGGUGUCUACACGAAUGUGAUAGCGUACACGGAUUGGAUCCGCAAUACCAUUUAUGAGAUGGUAUUCAACAGUGAAUAUGCUGCCGGAAGGGCGCUGAUGUUGGUGAUUGGUUUGCUAACAAUCGCAGGUCAAAGCGUGCUGUCUCUAGAGCUCGGCCAAUCGUGUGUUAAUCCGCGAGGUCAGCAGGGUAGUUGCAUUCAGUUCUCCGAGUGUCAACCGUUGCUAAGUAUUUACAAUAAACGCACGCCAACGACGGAGGAUAAACAGUUUUUGCUCAACAGCCGGUGCGGCACCUACAACUCCAAAAUACUGGUUUGUUGUGUCGGAGCGGCCCAAGCACAGAGAACCUCGUUGCCGGAGCCCCCAAAUUGUGGUUUACAGCUGUCGGACCGUGUUGUCGGUGGUCAGCCAACGCAGGUCGAUGAAUUUCCGUGGACAGCACUGAUCGAGUACCAGAAACCGGGCGGUCAAUACGGUUUCCACUGUGGCGGGUCGCUGAUCAACCAGCGCUACAUCGUGACGGCAGCCCAUUGCAUUAACGCCGUUCCUCGUAGCUGGAAGCCGUAUCGUGUCCGGUUGGGCGAGUGGGAUCUGGGAUCGUCGACCGAUUGUGAGGCUGACUUCUGUGCCCCCGCACCGAUUGAUUUGGACAUUGAGCAGAUCAUUGUUCACCCCGGGUAUGACAGCAGGGACGCUGCCAACCUCAACGAUAUUGCCCUGAUCCGUUUUAAACGUAAUGUGCAGUACUCGGACGUGAUCCGCCCGAUCUGUCUGCCGCUUUCGACGUCAAUUCGGAACCGAAACUACGUUGGGUUAUCGAGCUAUGCUGCCGGUUGGGGUAAAACGGAGACGGCUUCCGCCAGUGACAAGAAGCUGAAAGUGGAACUUCACAUCACGGGUCUAAACGAUUGCGCUCAAGUGUACUCGCGCGGUGGCAUCUACUUACAGUCAUCACAGAUGUGUGCCGGAGGGGUCCGUGGUAAGGAUACGUGCAGCGGCGACUCCGGUGGGCCGCUGAUGCGACAGGUCUCGGGCACCUGGUACCUGUACGGUCUGGUCAGCUUUGGACCGCAAAAGUGUGGCACGGCGGGAGUCCCCGGUGUGUACACCAACGUUCUGGAGUAUACGGAUUGGAUUCGGAACAACAUCUCUGUAUGCUGCACACAGUAUCACCGAACUGGGCUUCCAGAACCGUUCAACUGUGGAAAUUCCACCAGCGAUAACCUCGGAUAUACGACGCGAAUGGACGAGUUCCCGUGGACGGCAUUGAUCGAGUACCAGUACCAGGACGGUAGGACUGGUUUCCACUGUGGAGGAACUUUGAUCAACGAGCGGUACAUCGUGACGGCGGCCCACUGUGUCCAAGCACUACCGGAGGGCCAGAAAGUGUACCGUGUUCGGCUGGGCGAAUUCGAUCUGACUACUUCCCCCGAUUGCCACCAGUACUACGAAGGAACCUGUGCCCAUACGCAGAUCGACCUUGGCAUUGAGAAGAUCGUCGUCCACCCCGGAUACGAUAGUAGCAAGAAGUUGUUCGACAACGACAUUGCGUUGAUUCGCUUCGAUCGAGAUGUGAGUUUCGUAAACACAAUGCACCCGAUAUGUUUGGCUUCUAAGUCAAUCGGCAGCAUAAGUAACACCAAGAAGCGGCCGUUCAUCUCCGGAUGGGGCCAUACAGCAGAGAAGCGUGACAAUGAUCGCAAGCAAAGGGCUGUGGUGAAAAUCAAGCGUCAGGAGGAAUGUGUUCCGACGUUCGCGCAACACGGAUUGGAAAUGAAUCCGACUACGCAGAUUUGUGGCACGAGUGUGGACACUGGAGACUGUAACGGUGACCCGGGCUGUGCGUUGGUGCAGGAGAUUGCUGGUGUUUGGUAUAUGCAGGGAGUGCUUAGUUUUGGGCCACGAAAUUGUGGCACGGCAGAAGGACCAGAUGUGUAUGUUAAUGUACCGCAUUACGUAGACUGGAUUCGUGACAACAUUUACUAG